UUUCGUCACGUGACUGAUAAAUUUUCAACCCAUUAUUUGAUGUCCAGAAUUUGCAAAUCGUAGUGUUAGUAAUAUUUCGUCUGGUGGAAUUUUGUGCAGGAAAUAAAUGAGUAUGACGGGUCGUGUAAUAAUAGUUACUGGCGCUAACGUUGGUCUUGGAUUUCUAGCAUCUAAAAUAUUAUGUGAAGGUGGGAAUGAGGUGAUUCUAGCUUGUCGAAAUGAAGAGAAAGGAAAGGCUGCCGUAGAAACCAUUUUAAAAGAUAACCCAAAUGCUCUCGCCACUUUCCUAAAGCUGGAUUUGGCCGAUCUUGCCUCCGUUCGUUCAUUUGUUGAAGAAUUUCGUAAACUGGAUAAGAAAUUGAAUGUUUUGAUCAACAAUGCUGGCGUUUUCCCAAGUAAAUCACCACUUAGAACUUUUACUAAAGACAACUUCGAGAUGACCAUGGGAGUUAAUCAUUUAGGUCAUUUUCUAUUGACCAAUCUGUUGUUGGAUGAUCUGAAGCAGACAGCUAAAGAAACUGGAGAUUCACGAAUAGUAGUGGUGACAUCGUCACUUCAUGAUACCAAGGUUAAACAUGCACCUACUGUUGCUACCAAUGUUGAUGAUAUUUUUCUUGCUGAACUUGGAGCCUAUAAUGGAGCCCAGGCCUAUAAAAACUCUAAAUUAGCUAAUAUUUUGUUUACAUACGAGUUGGCUAGACAGAUAGAAGGAUCAGGUGUGACCGUCAACUGUGUUUGUCCAGGAUUUGUUCCACAUACAGAAUUAGGACGAACCGCCAGUGCACCUGUUAGAUUUUUUACCCGCUACGUUCUUGGUGGUCUGUUAAAAUUCACUAAAAUAACUCGUACUGUUGACCAGGGUGCACGAGCUGAAGUAAAUUUAGCCAUUAAUGAAGAACUCAAAGGUGUAAAUGGUAAAUAUUUUACUAGUAUGGAGGAGAAGAAAUCAUCUGAUGAAUCUCUCGAUGAAGAAUUACAGAAAAAGAUGUGGGAACUAAGUGCUCGUUAUUGUCAUAUGGAGGGGUUCGAGCCUCUAGAUGCUCCAGUACCCCCAACACCAGAGGAAAUCAAAGCAAGGGAAGAGGAAGCUAAACAGAAAGCUAAGGAAGAGGCAGAACGAAUUAAACAAGAGAAACAGAAAGCGAAAGAAGCAGCACAGAAAGCAAAGGAGGAAGCUAAAGCGAAAGCAGCAGAAGCUAAAGCCAAAGUAGAAGAAGUAAAGGAUGAAGCGAAGGAUAAGGUUGAAGAAGCUAAGGAAGGUGCUGAGAGUAAAGUAGAGGAAGUUAAAGAGAAAGUUGGAGAGGUUGUUGAAGAGGCCAAGGAGAAAGCCGAAGAAAAGAUGGAUGAAAUUAAAAAGGAUGUUGGUGAAAUUAAAGAUGAUUUAGAAAAGAAAGUUGCUGAAGUAGCAGACAUGGCUGAAGAAAAGAAGGAUAAGUUAGCUGACAUCAUCAGUCCUACCCCCGUUCAGCAGACAGCAUCUUAAUUUCCUCGAUAAGCUUGUUUACAUUUUCGUAAGAUCUGUCAAUUUUAUAAUAACUUUUGGUUUAUUUCGCGGGAAUGUAACAUUUUUUUGCAUUUAUUUUAAGUGAAUAACACAUCGUCGAUAUUAUUCUAGUUUAUAUAUAAUAAAUGUCUGUGUUUCUCAAAAAAAAAAUCAUGAAUUUAAUGUAGUAAUCGUUUUGUACUAAAUUGAUGAAACCAACGCUUUUUACGGUAUGCAACAAAAUAUUUACUAUUUGUUCUCUUUUCACCAUUUUCUAACCAUCUUGGAUGGACAUUUUAACCAGUCUCGACAAAGUGUAUUAUUGAGAUGCCAGAAGUAGACAAGCAAUGAAUUUGCGUAACUAGGUGGUGUCGAAUUUAGUAGGUGAAAUUUUGCUUUUGGACGUGUCGGUUAGAUCAGACUGAAUUGUAGUAGUUAGUGAAAAUAAUUUAUGUAAUUGUUGCUAAGGUACACAAGCUCCAUAAGAGCCACCAUUUUGUAGCUUCACGGACUUUAAGAGAAGAUAACUCUAAAUAUUUUAUAGACUUUUAGUGCUACAAAGUUUUAUGAAUUAUUCAAUUAUGUAAUUGAAAUAUACUUCUCAAUAUUAAUUUAUUAAAUUUUAAGGUUAAUCAUUUUUCAUACAGAAAUCCAUUAAAGAAAAUUUUUUUUUUUUUUGAUGGACAAACUAAAAUCAAAAUUUUUAAAUGGCAAAUAAUAAAUUUUAAAAUUAAAAAUUUUCAGACAGAAAUGAAAUCAAAAUUUUAAAAUAAGAAAAAGAGUCUCAUGUCUAUUUCAAUAUUAAUAUGAAUUUGAAAGUUAAUGAAUUUUCUUACAUAAAUCCAUAUAAAUAAAAUUAUUUUUUUUGAUAGAAGAACAUCAAAAUUUUAAAAUAAUAAGAAGAAAUUAAAUAGAGUUCUGUCAACAUGCUACAUGUAGCUAGCUUAAAGUCAAUGUUAACAUUUGCCAUAUUUACAAAGAUUGUUGAUACUUUUUAUUGAAUAAUUUAGCUUAAUUUUAUUGUUGUUGAUGAUAAAUGAAUUCAUUGAGCCAUAAUCAUAUUCAAAAAGCUUUAUUUUGGCUUUAAAAAAAUGUUGGUUCUAAACCACGUACAAAAUGUAUUUACAUUUCAUAUGCAUCUAAUUUUCUUACCUUCCGAUUUCUUUCAUUUUUUGUAUAUAUUUCAUAUAUUCUGUCAUUAUGAAAUCUCUUAUACAUGACAACAAAUCAGGCUUUUUAGGCCUCUACAAAUACUAUUUUUGUUGGCUCAUUCUGUUGGAAAAGUUACAGUAAAUGUUGUUAAAUCCCAUAAAAUGUAAUUUCAAUAAUAAAUUCCUUAAACACGGAAUACCGAGCUGAAUUCUCAAACUUUUAAGUCUUUUAAAUGUCAGUGAUUUGGCUGAUUCUGUCGGACGUACAAGCUAUUGUGAUUCAAUCCAGUCAAAUUUUGUCUCAACAAGAAAUAUAGAUCUGAUUUUUAACCCCCACAAAUGGCAUUUAUAGUCGGUUUGUUAUUUUUGGCUUUCUAAAGUCCAAGUUAAGUUAAUGAAAUCUAGUCAAUAGUAGUAUCAGUAAUAUAAUUAAUAAUAAGUUAAUUCAUAUAUUCAAAUAAAUUUGUGCAAUUUUCUGUGUCUAUCUUCGCUUAGUUAUAUAACAUAUAAUUUUCUGCUUGGCUUAUAAUAAAGAAUUUGUGUAAAUAAUGAGAGGUAAUUCUGUAGUUUAUUAAUACAGGUUGUAGGUCUUCACAUGAAUACAGAUUUUUUAAGGAGGCAAACUUUAAGAUUGGCCAGAAUAUAAAAGCAUUUGUAAAACCGUUGUCUUAAAUUCUAACAUACACAUUAAAAAGAAAUACAUUACAUUCUGUAGGCCAUACCAUAAACACACAUUUAUGGUGGGUGGGGGGGUGUAAUACGGUCUAAUAUAUGACAAGAACUAAAUUCAAAAAGUUUAAAAAGAUACCAUAUUUAUGGUGAUCAACACAUCAGCCUAUUGCAUGUAUCAUUAUUACAUCUAGGUUUGUUGUCAUCAAGAUAACAUUAAGAAUAUUAUUGGUAAAACUAAACUGCCUCCCAGGAAAUUUGUGUUCAUCUGAUUAAAGUUUAUUGAACUAUUUUUACUCUAGUGUUGUUUAGUUACCAUAGUGAUAGUUCAAUCAGUUAAGGUUAAGUGAAUUAUUAUAUACAUGUAGGCUUUUUACACCUCAAUGCAAUGGCAUUAUUGUCAAAAAAUUGUUACUCCUUUUCUUUUUAUUCUCUAUGCUCAAAUGUUCUCUGAAUUAUUGAAUAUGUAAAUUGUGUAGGUAUGGUGAUGAAGACGUUGUAUGCUAAAUCAGAAUAAUUAAAAAUUACUCAACUUUAUUUUUAAUAUAAACCGGAUUGUUCUAUUCAAGAAUAUUGACAAUUGAUUGGACAGCCAGUCAAUUUUAACAAUUAAUUAGUUAGCCAAUUUCACUCUGAACAAGUGAAUAGCACUGACUGUAUGGAGAGCUGUCUUGGAGUUGGGUCGUUUCAAACAAAGUACGAUAUCAAUUCGAAAUACAGUACAAUAUCAAUAGGUUAUAUAGUACAAUCUCAAUUCUAAAAUGCACUACAAUAUCAAUUCUAAAAUGCUGUACAAUAUCAAUUUGAAAUAUAGUACAAUAUCAAUUUGAAAUAGCAGUACAAUAUCAAUUCUAAAAUGCUGUACAAUAUCAGUUUGAAAUAUAGUACAAUAUCAAUUUGAAAUAUACAUGUAGUACAAUAUCAAUUCGAAACAGCAGUACAAUAUCAAUUCGAAACAGCAGUACAAUAUCAAUUCUAAAAUGUAGUACAAUAUCGAUUUGAAAUAUAGUACAACAUCAAUUCGAAAUAGCAGUACAAUAUCAAUUUGAAAUAUAGUACAAUAUCGAUUUGAAAUAUAGUACAACAUCAAUUCGAAAUAGCAGUACAAUAUCAAUUCUAAAAUGCAGUACAAUAUCAAUUUGAAAUAUAGUACAAUAUCAAUUCUAAAAUGUAUUGGAACAUUGACUAUUUGAAACACAGUCAAUGUUCCAUUUUUAUCAGAGUAUAAAUUGUGAUCAUGCAAUCUGCUUUUUUUCAUGAGAUGGAUUCCAAAUAAGCUUUAAUUUAGUUUAGCUCUACUGUAUUUUUUGUGCUCAAUUGUUUUUUGCUACGUAUAUAUAUAUAUCUACAUUGUGCCGUAUAUAUAUACAUGUAUAUAUAUAUAUAUCUACAUUGUGCCGUGGUGAAUACUGUUCGUGCCUAUAUGUUAUAUUAUAAUCUUGCCUUUUCUAAGCUAUUUUCUCUCUCAUCGUCAGAAUUCAGAACUAAUGAUUGGUUGUGGUCAAAAUACAAAAUUGAUUAUUUUUUGCAGAUUUAUAAAUUUGAUAAUUUUCUGUAAUCUAAUUACUGUCUUAAUUAAUUAAUAGACUUAAGACUUUGACAAGCGUUGAAUAAAGAGAGAUCUUCAGGUUGUAAGCUUAAAAUAACAUUUUACAAUGAAAUGAAUCUCAAAUUGUUAUUUAGAAAUAUCUUUUAUAGGUGAAGAAACCUAAAAUGGAAGGAGAAUAUUUACUUUCUUUGUUCAGUUCAUUAAAUACUCUGAUAUAUUUGAUGUAAAUCACCACAAAAUGUUGAAUCAUUCUUUCUUGUUGCAGCAGUACAAUGUUUUCAUUAAUCGUCAUUAUUUGAUAUACUAUAUUUUCUUUUUUUGCAUGAUUUUUAUGCUUGGUUAUAUUUUGUAAUCUUGUUUGCUUGUCAUGUUGCCACCAGCUCAUUAUUUUACGCAAGUUUGAGCCUAAAUUCAUGUGAUUCAUAUCUUGUCAUUGACUUGUAUUUUGGAUGCUUUUACACAUUCAGAAACUUCCAGGCCUAAAGACUAUGGGCCUUAUUCAUGAAAAUUAAAAUAUUACGAGAAUGUCGCCAUUUCAUUGGUUGGUAGUUGGACCUGCAUUCUUAAAAUAGUUUAGUUCAAAUUUUUGGAGAAUAAGGCCCCGGUUUAGGCCAUUUUAUUUUUGUCUAGACAGAGGUCUGUUUGAAUUCCAAAUUUGCUGUGUUUUAGAUUAGAAAACAGUUGAUGUGGACAUCUGUUAUUAAGGAGGUGUCUUAUUGUUAAUGGCAUUUUAUUUCAGCAAAAUUUCAAAGUCUUAAAAACAAAUUGCCAUUAGUACAGAAACAAAAGGAAUCCAAUUAAACCGUAUUGUUCUAAAACCACAUAUUAUAUAUUUCGUGUUCGCUAAAAUUAUGUAAUGUUAACGAUAAUUCAUCAGUUUACUGAGAGACAGCUAAAAAUGUUAUUCAUGUACAUGUAUAAUUUUUGUGCUUGCUUGGCAUUAUUUUGACAAAUAUAAAUUUUUGUAAAUGUUUUUAAAACGUUCCUUUGCUCCUUCCAGUAUUCUCAAUUUACCCUUGUAUUUUUUAGUGCUUUUUUUAUCUUUAAAAAAAAACUUAAAAUGUGCUUUUUAUAUUGUGAUUUUCAAUCCAAGUGACUUUUUAAAUAUGUAUUUACUGUUUUGUAAUUCUUCCAUGUAUUUUUGCAAUCCACUGUUUGCGAUGUUGAUGAAAUCAUUUGGUCAUUAUCCAAAAAUAAUUUUGUACAAAUUUGUUUGGUAGAUAGAUAUAUGUUAUUUCUUAUUGCAUAAAUUUAAAGAGCAAGAUAGCAUAAAGAGAUUUUCGUAUCUUUCGACACUGCCUAUAUGGGGGACAUUUCUCUUUUUUGCUUUUUGUAGAAUAGAUCUGAGCUGUUAUGUAUUUAACUUCAGAAACCAACUCGACUCCACUUCAUUUAAGAUAUUAUUUCUUUUAGAAACCCUAACUCCACAAAACUAUACUCGUAAAAUAUUAUUCCACAAAACUAUACUCGUAAAAUAUUAUUCCACAAAACUAUUCACUUGAUAUUAUACCUUUUAUAAAUCAUAAGACAGUGCCCAUACACUUAAAUUAUUAUUCCUUUUAGAAACACAUAAUUGCACAAUACUGUACACUUUAGAUAUUAAAAUAUGCAUGUAGGAUAUUAUUCAUUAUAAAAACCAUAAGAGAGUCCCGAUGGCCGCUACAAAGGUUCAUUAUACAAUUUUAGAUUUUGUCCUUUAUGAAACAAUAAUUUUCACAGGAAUAUAAUGGUGUUAUCCUUUUUGGAAACCAUAGAGUAUAUGAAAUUUUUAGAAAUCAAAGUAUUUCCAUUACAUAUAUUUUGACAAUUCUAAAUACGACCUUAUGUGUGAUUCCAUUAAAAGACAAUUUUAAAGUGCAAUGUUAAUUGUUGAUGGUGAUUUUUUUAGUAUUAUUUCAAUAUUUAUAAAUAAUGAUGCAACAACAGGCCGAGAUAAGAUGGCCAAAACUCUUGGAUCCCAGAUUCUCAAAAGACAAAGGCAUAUCAAGGAUAUAAUAUUUUCAUUGGCUGCAAGUUAUAAUAUGUGUUUGUUAAUUAAUUUUCGUCCAGUAAAACCCCAAUUUCCGUUUUUGAAGAAAUCUGAAUCUUAAUAAUCCAUGGUUAAAAUGGGAUUUUGUUGUAUGAAAAGCUAUAAACACACAUGGAAAAUGAUUACUAAUAUAUUUGGGCAAUAACUGUUGGAAAGAUCACCCAAUUAUAUUAGAUGUUUUCCUGUAAGUCUGUUUUAUGUUUCGAUCCAGUUACUAUUAAAUGCAUCCGAAAGAUUAUUACUGUAUGAUGUUGGCAUGGGAAGCCAUGAACAAUUUUAUUGAAAAUACUUUAACUAUUCAUGGUUUUAAAUAGUUAUUGAAUUCACCAUGGUUUUUUUAUAAAAGAGAUCCUGUAAGAUUCAACAUCUCAAGUGUUAGAAAACAGAAUAUUUUGUGUCCUUUGUUGCACCACUAUUUUAUACUUAUCAGUAUAUUAUCUCCAUUAUUCAAUUUACUUUUUUUUUUAAAUCAUUAACUUGUAUACACAUUUAGUUUUAUUAUGCUGGUCGUAUAUAUUCAUUCUGUUGAUCUACAAAUUGAUUUUAUGUUAACACAGAACCUAGAUUGUAUUCUUAUCACAGGGACACGGAACCUUAAUUGUAUUCUUAUCACAGGGGUAUGAAGAUAUCAUACAAAAUUUUGAUGAAAGUCCAAUUAAGAUUUGAUUAAGGAACCCAUUGAGACAAAAGAUUAAUUUGGAUGGGAGAUAUGGUGAAUCUUACAAGUUAUUUGGAUAUGAUUUCAUGAAGUCCCUUUUCCUUUCUUCUGUAGUAAUUAAUGACUAGAGCUAGAGUACUGGCUAUAGCUAGAAUACCACUAUAGAUGUAUUUAUUAAUUCAUAGGAUAACUCAUUGUAUUUCAUAUGUACAUUUAAAUCGAAGGGCAUUAAUGCAAAACUACAAAAUAUUGGAUGUGAAAGUCAUGUCUAGUGAUGUUUUUACUGCAUAAUUAUAAGGAAGAGGUGUGGUUCCUCUAAAUUCCUCGUAACAUUCUAAAUUACCUUCUUAGAAGUUGAAAACUUGAAGAAAAAUGAUGUGGUGUCAGUGGUCUGAUAGACCUGUUUUUAUCAUUCAGAAAUCAUUUCCCACCAGCUCCAAUUUUACACCAAGUUUUCAGAGAAAAAUACCAUCGGGUGUUCUAGAAAUCACAACCUGCCCCAUUCGCGUUUACGAUAAGAUAAUAAACCUCACAUCAUUUCAAUGUUUGUAUAUUUUUUUUUUCUCAAAGCAUGCCCAAUGUUUUAAAUAUUCAACAGCAUGUACAUUUAUAGAUAUUGUGAAUUUUUGACCAAAUGAAAGCCAAUUAGCUUUUUGAGCUGUUUAGACGGGAGCCAUGAACACCAGGUUUAAAAUUAAAAUUUUCUGGUUAAGAUCUACAAAUUGUUUUUAUACAAUAAAUUUAAAACUUUAUUAUUUUUAUUUUCACAUAAGAAAUUUUCACCCAUCCAUGCUCAGGUCCAGUCUUUUAAAUAAAGUCAGACCCAUAACUUGUCUACAACCCAGGGACCAUAUGCAAGAAAACUUCAAUUUUAUGGAAUUUAGAUUUCUUGAAUAAGGCCUUUGGACACAAUGAAUCUUUUAUCUGUAACCUGUGUAUUGAAUAGGAAUGAAGGUCAAAGUUCAUGUGUUAUUAUUAUUGGCUAAUGUUUACCUAUUUUUGUUCUGUUAGCAUGCGAUGGCUAUAAUCUGUUUACAACAGCUCUUCUGUUGGUUCCAAUAAUAUACCGUACCACCUUAAUGCUGUAUUGUGGCCAAUAAAAAAAUUAAAAAGUC
Patella vulgata (common limpet) is the source of this 8654-nucleotide messenger RNA. Its product is annotated as retinol dehydrogenase 13. Lineage: Eukaryota; Metazoa; Mollusca; Gastropoda; Patellidae. The coding region runs from base 107 to 1483 and encodes 458 amino acids. The record is from RefSeq and is a predicted model, not a curated record. The transcript has 10 exons.